Rubroshorea leprosula is the source of this 983-nucleotide messenger RNA. The record is from the annotation of a GenBank genome assembly. Lineage: Eukaryota; Viridiplantae; Streptophyta; Magnoliopsida; Malvales; Dipterocarpaceae.
CCCAUUUUGGUCCCUCAACUAUUGUACGGACCCCCAAUUCAGUCCCUCAACUCAAAAAAUCCCUGAUUUGGUCCCUACUGUUUACCAUUUUGACCCCGAUUUGGUCCUUCCGUCAAAUUUUUGCUGAGGUGGCUUAUUAACUGACGGAAUGAAAGUGACAUGUACAAAUAUUUAAUACAUCAACUGCCAACAAGGAUAAAUAAAUGACGUGGCUAAAAUCCCGACCACCAAAUCAAACAAAUAUAAUUAUUUAAUUUAUUAAAUUUACAAUUUUACCCUCAUCUUCUUCCUCAGCAUCCUCUCUCUCAAAUCUUCUGAGUUCACUCUAAAUCAAACAUUCAAUUCAAUGAAAUCAAUUAAUUCAUCAUCAUCAUCAAACAAAAUUGCCUCGUUCGAGGCUUGCUGGGUUCGAUCUUACCAAAAAAAAAAAAAAAGCUCCUGGAAACCCAUUUCCAGGCAUAAAAUUUUAGCUAUCUCUGAGACUGAGACUCUGUGCUUGUAUUGCUACUGAAGCUGACUCCAUGGCAACUCCUGGGCAGGUUCUCGCUGAAGCGUAUGUUUUGCGGAAGGUAUACAAGGAGAAGCUGAGGAAAAUGGAAGAAGAAGCAAAGGAAAACAGAGCAAAGGUGGAAGAGAUUGAUUUUGAAGCCCAAAAACCUGGUCAUGAUGGUUGUUUCUUAUCGAUGUUCAAGAAAAUCCAUCCAGUCCGACCUUCGACAAUGCAAAAUGAUGCAAAGGAAGAAGACACUUCUGAUCACUUUAAAGGGUGAUUGAAAACAUCGAUGGCAUAUUGAUUUCCCAGCUUUUGAAGUUAGCUUGCACUCUAUCUUUCUGCAAAAUCUGUUUUUUCUUUUCUUCUCUCUUUUUUUUUUUUUUCUUGUAAUCCAAACAAGAGGAACAAGAAACUGUUGUAUGUUGUGUCUAUUGUGUGUUACUGAAUGGAAUGUUGUUGAAAUUUGUAAAAACAAAGGUUAAUUUUUAUU